This is a messenger RNA of Malaya genurostris, 2294 nucleotides long. Its product is annotated as cilia- and flagella-associated protein 52. Gene Ontology annotation, biological process: cilium assembly. The coding region runs from base 54 to 2294 and encodes 746 amino acids. Lineage: Eukaryota; Metazoa; Arthropoda; Insecta; Diptera; Culicidae. Gene Ontology annotation, molecular function: protein binding. The transcript is spliced from 7 exons. The record is from RefSeq and is a predicted model, not a curated record.
GUUGUACUAAAGUUUUUUCCAAUCGAAGACAAAACUAAUAUAGUAAAUAAGUGAUGGCCUCAGCAGAAGUGGAUGAGAUCGUUAAGUUGGAACCAGCUGCUAUUAUCGGAUUUGAUGGUCACGUCAUUGCCGGACUGCGGAUUCAUCCAGACGGACGACAUCUGAUAUUCCCGUUAGGCAAUGAAAUCUCGAUAUACGAGUUAGAAACUAACAAACAAACGUUUUUGCGAGGUCACACCAACACGAUUUCUACGGUAGAUAUAUCCCCGAGUGGCAGGAUGGUUGCAUCCGGUCAAACAAACCAUAUGGGUUUCCGGGCUUACGUGAUCAUUUGGGACUGGCUGAGUCGCAAUGAGAUAUCCCGGUACGAGCUUCAUCGAGUCAAAGUGCAGUCAUUGUGCUUUACCUGUAACGAGCAGUAUCUUGUGAGUUUAGGUGGCAAGGACUGUGGGUCGAUCAUUGUUUGGGAUAUUGAACAGAACGUGGCCAUUUGUGGAACUAUCGCAACUAAGGAAACAACUGGUGAUGCCACCAAGGUCUGUGCACUUAAUAAGCGCUGGACUACUUUUGUUUCGGGCGGAGAUCAAAACCUCCGCGUCUGGAAUAUUGAUCCGGAACGGAAGCGUUUAAAUGUGCAGGACGUAGCCGUUGGUAAGUUGAGACGGGAGUUCACAGGUAUGCGGAUCACAGAAAACGAUGAUAUACUCUAUGUUGGAACGAUGAGCGGUGACGUUGUCAAGAUCGGAUUAAACGUUAGCUGUAAUCCAAACACCGGAAUCCACGACAAAAUUCCGGUCCUAUUGGGAUGUUUCGGAAAGCACAAUGCAAGAAAACCAGUGGGCAAGGACUGCGAAAAAUAUCACUAUGGCGUGCGCGACUUGUUGAUCGUAGGUGACGGUAUGCUGAUAAUUGGAGCUGGUGAUGGAACGAUCGAUAUGGUUCAAGAGCGAAAAGUUAAUUUUAGAAACUACAACAGCCCAACGUGGCCUCAGUUUACUUCGCUUCAAUCCACCAAAGUAGGAGGCGUUAUUACAUCUCUGCAAAUUGUAAACCAAUCCUCAUUAUUGAUCGGAACGAAUGGCUGCGAGAUAUACUCACUGGAAAUAAAGCAUCUCUCUUCAAGUUUGAGAUUACUAAAAACUUGUCACACUAAUGCAGUGUAUGAUAUUGCGUUUCCUUACAACUUCUCUCUGGUGUUCGCCACUUCGAGUCACGAAUCGAUCCGCAUCUGGUCCACAUCACGAAUGCAGGAGCUUCUACGAAUUGUGGUUCCGAAUUUCGCCUCCUCGUCGAUUGUAUUCGCUCGCGAUGGAAAAAGUAUCAUUUCUGCUUGGAAUGACGGGGUCAUACGAGCCUUCACCCCACUUACGGGAAAACUUAUCUACGCAAUACCGAACGCUCACAACAAGGGCUGCUCGUCCGUCGCGGUGACGAGCAACGGGAAAUUUCUGGUAAGUGGCGGCAUUGAAGGACAGGUUCGGGUAUGGAAGAUCGAACCAUACGUGCAGAGUAUGAUCGGUGUGCUAAAGGAGCAUUAUGGUCCGAUUGAAUCCGUUCAUAUAAACAGCUUCGAUAACGAAGUUGUGUCGGCUUCGCGGGAUGGAUCCUGUGUUAUUUGGGACUUGAUUCGGCUAACUCGGAAGCAUGUAAUAUUUGCUCACACGCAAUUUAUAGCGGCACAGUAUUAUCCCACAGGUGUACAGAUAUUGACCGCUGGGUCUGACAAGCUGAUCGGUUAUUGGGAAGCAUUCGAUGGAAGUUUGGUACGGGAAGUGGAAGGAUCGAAAUCGGGCCCAAUCAAUGCAAUCGACAUGAACAUGACCGGUGAUCACUUUGUUUCGGCAGGAACGGAUCAGGUUGUUCGGUUGUGGGAUUAUCAGUUAGGCGAGCAAGUGGCCGUCGGCAUCGGCCAUGCAAGUGCAAUUACAUCCGCGAGGUACAGUCCGAAUGGCCAGUUCCUAGUGACUGGUUCAACCGAUGGAGGAAUUUUUGUUUGGAGCGUUCCGGAGAAAUUUCACAUAAAAAUGUCGCCUCCUCAUCAAUGCACGGGCGCCAAAGAUGGCAUCACGAAGAAGGGUUUGGGAGCUAAAACGUCUAAUGAAAACGUACGACAAUUGGAAUCGGCCCGAUCAGACAGGUCUAGCCAAAUUGCAAAAUGUCCGGAUGUGGAUCUUACUGCCAAACCAACAAUCGAUCCCUGUGUGGAUACUGCAUCACUAGUCGAUGAACACGAACAGCAAGAACAACUAGAAACUCGCUCUAUUCAUUCCCAAAAAUCUCAAAUAUUCCAGUAG